AUUCUGGGAGAACCGAAAGCGUUUUCUCAGAAUCUCAUGAAAGCACGAGAAGCAUCUCUUCAUCUCUAUAAACAGACAGCCCUUCUUCUUCUUCUUCCCCAAUUCAUCACCAAAUCAAAUCUCCACAACUCCUCAUAACUCAAGCUCCGCUUAGUGAUUACAAUCAAUUUUCCGCAGAAGAAAUGUCUUUGAUUCCGAGUUUCUUCGGCAACCGCCGCAGCAACGUCUUCGAUCCGUUUUCCCUGGAUGUUUGGGAUCCAUUCGAAGGAUUUCCUUUCAACGCCGUCGCAAACGCUCCUUCCUCCGAGGCGACCGCCAUCGCCGGCGCUCGGAUCGACUGGAAGGAGACGCCGGAAGCUCAUGUGUUCAAGGUCGAUGUUCCUGGAUUGAAGAGGGAGGAGGUGAAGGUGGAGGUGGAGGACGGCGCGAUUUUGCAAAUUAGCGGUGAGAGAAGCAAGGAGAAGGAGGAGAAGAACGAUAAAUGGCACCGUGUUGAGAGAAGCAGCGGCAAGUUUCUCCGGCGGUUCAGGCUGCCGGAAAAUGUGAAAAUGGAUCAGGUGAAGGCGGCGAUGGAGAACGGAGUUCUGACGGUGACCGUACCUAAGGAGGAAGUGAAGAAGACGGAGGUGAAAGCUGUUGAUAUCUCAGGUUAAAUCCUGACCGUUCAUUUUUCAUCCGCUGAAUGAGUGUAUAUGAUGAUUAUGCACAUAUGCAUCAGUAAUAAAUAAAUAAAUAUGAACUGUUGAGUAAUAUGUAAAUUUUUAUUGACAAUAAUUGUACUAUACAAGCAUUGAUCAGUA
This is a messenger RNA of Andrographis paniculata, 800 nucleotides long. RefSeq names its product 18.2 kDa class I heat shock protein-like. The coding region runs from base 183 to 653 and encodes 156 amino acids. The record is from RefSeq and is a predicted model, not a curated record. NCBI's taxonomy places the organism in Eukaryota, Viridiplantae, Streptophyta, Magnoliopsida, Lamiales, Acanthaceae. The transcript has a single exon. Gene Ontology annotation, biological process: protein complex oligomerization; response to heat; protein folding.